Ectocarpus sp. CCAP 1310/34 is the source of this 2067-nucleotide messenger RNA. NCBI's taxonomy places the organism in Eukaryota, Phaeophyceae, Ectocarpales, Ectocarpaceae. The record is from the annotation of a GenBank genome assembly.
AUGCGUGGUUCAGAGGGAGUGGAUUAUCCCAACCCGUCGGAGUUGUUCGACGCAAUGUCGGCGAACGAAAGUCUGCUGGAUAGAGCGAGAGUCAGCCCGUUGGCCUAUGCAGGUUUUGUUCCUGUGAGUGUGGUUCAUCCCAGCUGCCUUCUUGACCGCCGAGGCCGUCAGAAAGUUAGUGUAUUGUGGGGAGUGCAGGUGAUCCAAGGUAUAAAGCACGACAGCGUGGAACUAGUGCGAGGCGCCCUGAGACACGAGUUUUCCAAUCCCGAGGAACGCUUGGAAGACUCCGGCCCGGCCGGCGCGGCGUUCUCUUUCGCGAACGCGGCCAUAUUCACCCAGGAGCAGAUGGACCGCGUCGUCGACGACCUCAAGCUCCGCACACGGGAAACAAACGCGAAAACGAAGCGCUUCGUGAGUGACUCGGAGUGGCUCACCAUCGACCAGACGCUAGGUGAGACCGGGACGUACGCCAGCGUGCUCAUGUCAAGGGCGACGAGUGGAGACACGGGGCUUCACAUCGCCAUCACCCUCGGGAGCUUACGGGCUGCCCAGGUCUUCGUGGAGGAGGGGUGCGACGUGACCAUCCUUAACGACGACGGAGUGUCCGCGGUAGCCAUCCUGAGGCAAGACGGGGGGGACAAAGAAACUUGUUUUCGGCAAACCAAGUGCAUCUAUCUACAGUGGAACCUGACCGCAUCCGAGAUGCACAACAUGUCGUCGAAACACCCGAAGCCGGCCAUGCCUUCCAAUACGCUCCACGCCCCACGCGCUCUCAGCGACAACUUCGACAAGGUGAUGGAGCUUGUGCUUCGCACCGCCCAGCUCGAGGAGGACUUCUCGCGCAAGGGUAUCACGGCCCGCCGGCUGACUGCAGCAGAAAAGGUCUCUCCCGCAACGUAUGCCGCAAAUGUGCAUGCCCCUAGCUUCUUAGCGAGGAGGCUUUCAGUCCAUCACACUCCGAGAGGGGCGGGGACGUCCAACGCUACAGCACUAGGUGCACAGGCGUCCCUAGCGCAGCUUGACCGGGUGGCCCACAAGGCCAACGAGUACAGGCUCUUCGGGCACGGACUGGCUUGCUACUUCGUGGACAGGCUGUCAGACUGGCCCGCCCUGCAGGCGAGAUCCGCUGAUCAUGUUGCCACCGCUCAUGUCAACCAAUGGUUGUGUACGGAUGAAGAGGCACGAGCGUGCGAGAUAGAGGGGCGGGAGAUGCUCCCCGCGGCGCAACGAGAGCUGCGCCUUUGCGAGGUCAUGUGCAGGUACCUCGAGCAAUGCGAGGCCAUCCGAGAUCGAGAACACGAAAUCCUGCCGCCGCUUACCCCGGAGGACCUCGACUCCAAGGCCGACCGUUUCACCGGCGUCCUCGACCCGAAGGGAGAAGGAGGAAGCGGUGGCAGCCGCUGCCGCCGCCGCCAGGAGGACUCCGGGGGCCACAGCAGCAGCCAGGACCGAGUCACCCUCUCGGCGGGCGCCAACGCCAUCAUGUCGGCCCGGAUGGCCCUUUCUAUCAUGGGGGCGACGCGGUCCUCUGGCGGUACAGGGGGAAGCAAGGGAGACGGGGGCGGAGGCGACGUUCGAUGGGAAGAGGAGCGAGGGCAGCACCAGCAGCAGAGUGUGGCGGUAGCGGCGGCGGCGGCGGCGGGCUCGUCGAUAGCAGGCAGGCCGAAGGGGCUGACGGCCCGGAUAACAGCGGCGCAGAGGCACGCCUUCGACAAAAGAGCCACACACAGCGGCAGCAACAGCAACAACACUACUAUUGCAGCGUCGUCAGGGACGGGGGAGGAGGCCGCAGCAGGUGGUCGUGCAGCAGCGGCGCGCGGCGGGUCGAUGCCCGCGCACUUCCAAGGGCGGUCGCUCAUGAGCGCCGAGUGGAGCAGCAAGCCCGGGAAAGGCGCCGCCGGGAGGCGCAGCCACCCCCGGUACCCCACCAAGCGCAUGACGCCGGAGUCUUGGACCGCCACCGGCAAGGACAGGGACACUCCUUCCCCUGCUGCCGGCGGCGAUCUGCCGCCCCCCUCGGCCACCGCCGCCGGGGUUGGGGAAAAGGGGACGGCGAAGAAGUAA